Molecule: messenger RNA, 2319 nt
Organism: Physcomitrium patens
Lineage: Eukaryota; Viridiplantae; Streptophyta; Bryopsida; Funariales; Funariaceae
Source: RefSeq, a predicted model, not a curated record
CACUCGCACCAGAUUCUGGAGCAAACGAUCUCACUCAUUCUGGAAUCUGUGACGUGCACGUAUCUCGCCGCAUCAACCGACAUCAAAUGUUGGCGAGACAGAGACAGAGAUAGACCUGCUUUCUAUGCACAAAAGCCUCGAACUCCACCCGUGUGCGCACUGUGCUUGAGUUUUGUGGUCGAGGCCCCCUCUUCCUCUUCGCUGCAUCAUCUCGACUCAUGUGCAUCCGCGUGUUUCUCCCCAGCUCUAUACCCCUGCCAGUGCAGUCCCAAUUUUUGGUGGGUCUGUUAGGUCUCACACAUAUUGAAUUGAGACUUAGACGUUGUUGCAAGUUGAGGUGUUGAGUGUACCAAUAGAGGAAGAUAGAUAGCUUGAAGUGGUCCACUUCCUUGCCUCCGUUCAAUUACUAGGUGGAGCGGAAGAGUUUUUACGAUUUCAAAUAGUUGUCCAAUCUGUAGGUGGGUUGGAAGUACUGGGUUUUGCGCCGCUCUGGGGUGCAGUGAUCAAUCAGGCAGUCUCAGGUAGUCAGCGUCAUAAACCUCAAGUGACAGGUGAAACAAAAAUUCUAGGGAACAAAUAUCCUAGGGUGUGGAAUUUGCAAGAUGGUUGCUAAAGCACAAAGUGCUUUUUAAUUAGUUCCUCAAGUUGCGAAUUGUAAGAGGUUUUAUUAUUGGAGGAUGCUGAACUCCCAUAGCUGGAACUAGGCCGGAAUCCUUGGGCGUUGCUAGAUUCGACAUUUGCUGCCAUAACCCGAACUGACAGACUUCAUCUAUCCCACUCGCUAGUCUGAAGAGAUGUCUCUCUCGGCAUCAAGCCUCCUGAGGGAUGGAUGCACACAAAUAUUACUGAGCACACGUGUAGGAAAUAAUGGCCACCACAGGAGUAAAAACAGAGUGUUCAAGACAGGAUGCCGAUGUGAAAUGAAGAGCGAUGUGGAAGUCGAUGAGAAGAUGUGUAGUGUAAGUGGGCAAAAGUCUGUGUUGUCUCAGUCCUCGAAGAAAGAAUGUGGUGGACCUGCGGAAGCUGCUCGGCGCGCCGUCAACGAUGCUAUGUUGAUGUGUGCAGCUGCGCAGAACAUUGAUGAACGAGCUCGCAAUGAUUUUCUGUUGCUUUCACGAGAAAUAUUGCGACUGGACAUGAGAGCUCGUGAGGGUGUUGCACUUCUGGGCUCAGGGUUUUUGAAACUUGAUGCUCGUGCACGAGAAGACGUGCUGAAGCUGGAUACUCAAGCACGCAGGGAUAUGUUGCGUCUUCGUCAUAUUGCUUUGGGGUUGACGGAGACUGCUUCUAUGGAACUAAGUAGUGCUGCUGAGGAACAUUGGAGUGACGGAGCUCUGGAUGCGGAUUUGCGCCUGGCAGACUUACGAGCUCGUCGUCGAGCUAUGGAAGACCUCUACGCUGCUGUGCUGGUAGUCAAGAAUGUUCACGAUGCUCUGGUCAGCACGUUGAAAACUAGGUCAAAUAAGCCUUCACAGGUAGAUGCUAGUAAGGAUAACGCAGAAAGGGGUGCAGCAGAAGAUAAUCAAGGAUUUAGAAGCUACCUGCGAAACAUCGAUCCGAUGGCAGAAGGACUAGUAGCAUUUCAGGAUGCAUACUGGAAGAUGGCGUCAGCGUUUGUUGAGGCAGAGGGCAUGGAGUGCACUGACCCAGAUGAGUUAGAGUUUAUCGUGGCUGCGUUGCUAGACAUGGAGGAGGUUGACGGUGGAAGUGGGGCGUUGUUAGUGACUGAAAUUGCAAGCUCUCCUGAUGUAGCUACUCGCCUUGCAUUGGCAGAUGCACUAGCUGAUGCACCAUCGUUAUGGACGCUUGGGAAUGCAGGCAUGGGCGCACUUCAGAGGUUGUCGAUGGACUCCAACCCGACGGUGGCAGCAGCUGCGACCAAGGCUAUCAAUGAACUUAAGUCGCAGUGGAGACAACAGGACCAAUUAAUUUUCCCCUACCGGCAGAAAGAUGAAGAUGAACCAGAAAUGGGGUUGUGAAUUGGGGGUUUGCAACAACAAAUUCGCUGUAUCAAGAGGAUUCAGUACACAUGUUUUCUUUGAUUUCUUCUGUAACUCACGCGGUCAAGUCUUAGUAACAUAUUGUGAUAUAUCGGAGCCAAUUGGUUCCACUCAUAUAGAUUUCAGCAUGUACAUUAGUGGCGAAUGUUUGUGCUACCAGAAAUGGCUUCUAAGCAUCUGCAAAAGCCUUCAGUGGUGGGUUGCGAAUCUUUUGUGUAUACGUAGUGGGAGAUGCUAAACACAUGUUAGUGUCCUGAUGCGUUUCAGUAAAGGCAUAUUAUGCCGACUAAAUUGGAUGUUCCUGGAGUCUGGAUUUGAA